GUGGCAUCAUAUACGACAUAUCUCAUCCCACAAGGCUUAUCAUCUUUGGAGUUUUUACUUUGAGACUCCAAACCUAAAAUGGCAGACGUGAUUCUUGUCUCUUCGAGCAUUGUUCGGCCGGAAAACAUAAACCAGUCUUGUCGGACAAAGAUCCAUCUAACCCCCUAUGAUCUCAAACUUCUUUAUUUUGCUUAUCCUCAAAGAGGUCUCCUCUUUUCCAAACCCGACCAGGAAACCCAUAUCAUCCCUAAACUAAAGGCUUCUCUUUCUGCUGCCUUAGAGAUCUAUUUCCCGUUAGCUGGUCGUCUCAUCACGAUAGACAAUCCCGAAGACAAUACGGUGUCGUAUUACCUUGACUGCGACAGCUCAGGCGCCAAAUUCAUUCACGCCAAAGCCGAACUCGUCUCCAUCAACGAUUUGCUUCAGCCUCACGACUCUGUUCCCAACUUCACACGGUGUUUCUUUCCCGCGAACGAUCUCAAAAGCUCUGACGGCAUCUCUGAGUCCUUGAUACUAUUACAAGUUACCGAGUUGAAGGAUGGAGUUUUUAUCAGCUUCGGUUACAAUCACAUGGUGGCUGAUGGUUCUUCCUUCUGGAAUUUCAUCCAAACUUGGUCCACAAUCUGUCUGAACGGUUCAAGUUCUCAUAUUCAGCCUCUUGUUCUCAAGGAGUUGUUCCUCGAGGGAAUCGAUUAUCCUAUCCAUAUUCCGGUUCAGGAAAGGAAGAUACCACAAAAAUUUGAAAUUCCGUCUAAAGAACGAGUUUUCCACUUUGCGAAGAAGAACAUCUCAGACCUCAAAGUUAAAGCCAAUGAAGAGAUAGGUUCUUCAGAUCUAAAAGUCUCGUCUCUUCAAGCGGUUUUAGCACAUAUAUGGCUAUCUAUUAUCAAACAGAGUGGUCUAAACCGUGAAGAAGAGUCUCAUAUUAUAGUAGCUGCGGAUAUGAGACGAAGGUUGAACCCACCUCUUGACACAGCGUGUUUUGGUAACGUGACACACCAAGCGAUGGCUACAGCAAGGGUGGGAGAGAUGUUGGAUCAUGGGCUAGGCUGGGCUGCUUUACAAAUAAAUGAGCAAGUGAGGUCGCUAACAAGUGAAAACUACAAGACUUUUGCGGAGACUUGGGUCAGAAAUGUUAAGCUCCCACAACCAAAGAUAAGUGGUGGACUUAGAAAGGCUGAUACUUAUCUGGUGGUCACAAGCUCUCCAUGGUUUGAAGUAUACGACAACGAUUUCGGUUGGGGAAAACCAAUUGCGGUUCGAGCCGAACCAAAUAAUGGUUUUGGUGUCUCCCUCGUAGUAUUUAGAGGAGUUGAAGAUGGAAGUAUUGAUGUUCAUGCGACCAUACCCUUAUCCAUAUGGUCUGAUGUAUUAGUGAACCUGUCUACCGAUGUUUAAAUUGGGGGGAAAAUGUUAGACCACUAUAUGAUUUUGUUGGUCUAAUAAGACCUAUCCUUCUAUGAAAUGUAAUAAUUUUAAUACAUGUCAAAAUCAUACAUAUUCAGAAUUUUGUAGUA
Messenger RNA from Raphanus sativus (radish), 1517 nucleotides. RefSeq lists its product as uncharacterized. The transcript has a single exon. Bases 79 to 1398 code for a protein of 439 amino acids. NCBI's taxonomy places the organism in Eukaryota, Viridiplantae, Streptophyta, Magnoliopsida, Brassicales, Brassicaceae. The record is from RefSeq and is a predicted model, not a curated record.